AUGGUCAACGUUCCCAAGACUAGAAAGACUUACUGCAAGGGUAAGGAGUGCAGAAAGCACACCCAGCACAAGGUUACCCAAUACAAGGCCGGUAAGGCUUCGCUCUUCGCCCAGGGUAAGAGACGUUACGACCGUAAGCAAUCCGGUUACGGUGGUCAAACCAAGCCCGUUUUCCACAAGAAGGCCAAGACCACCAAGAAGGUUGUCUUGAGAUUGGAAUGUGUCGUGUGCAAGACCAAGGCUCAACUUUCGUUGAAGAGAUGCAAGCACUUCGAAUUGGGUGGUGACAAGAAGCAAAAGGGGCAAGCUUUGCAAUUCUAG
Diutina rugosa is the source of this 321-nucleotide messenger RNA. It is a transcript of the gene RPL42, whose product is annotated as 60S ribosomal protein eL42. Gene Ontology annotation, molecular function: structural constituent of ribosome. Lineage: Eukaryota; Fungi; Ascomycota; Pichiomycetes; Serinales; Debaryomycetaceae. Gene Ontology annotation, cellular component: ribosome; cytosolic large ribosomal subunit. The record is from RefSeq and is a predicted model, not a curated record. Gene Ontology annotation, biological process: translation. Bases 1 to 321 code for a protein of 106 amino acids. The transcript has a single exon.